Molecule: messenger RNA, 3519 nt
Organism: Blepharisma stoltei
Lineage: Eukaryota; Ciliophora; Heterotrichea; Heterotrichida; Blepharismidae
Source: the annotation of a GenBank genome assembly
AUGCUGAGGCUUCCCCGUCGAUUUGCCUCCACUCUCCUGAAGGUCGAAAAUCCCUAUACCUUUCAAGUACCUUUUAUCUAGACAGUUGCAGAAAUCCCAUAUACAACUUUAGAAGAGUCCUACGAAUUUAUCAAUAAAUCCAAUGACUUUUUCAAGACAUGGAAGCUCACAUCAUUGGACGAAAGAAUUUCUGUUCUAGAUAAAGCUUUGCUUUAUUUUAAAGAAGUAUGAGCUACUUAGAAUAAGCAAGAAAUCGCCAAAGAAAUCACAACUCAGAUGGGAAAGCCUAUCAGGCAAAGCUUGCAAGAAGUUGACAAUAUGAUCGUCUUUUCUAAUGAAUUAAAAAGUUUAGCAAGAGAUGCUCUAAGUGAUGAAGUUAUUGAAGAUACUGAAAACUCCUAUAAAAAGAUCACCAAGAUUCCUAUUGGGCCUGUGCUGAUUUUGUCUGAUUAUACGUAUCCAUUGAUGUCGAUUGCGUCAGGACUGGUGCCAGCUAUUUUGAGUGGAAAUACUGCUAUACUAAAGCACUCCGUAUAUUCUCCUUUGUGCGGAACCAGGUUCCAUGAAGCUUUUAAACAUGCAGGAGCAGAUUAUUUAGUUAAAGACCUUAUGCUACAAAUUAAUGAAAUUCCUGAAUUUUUUGGAUCACCUAAGCUGUCAUAUGUUCACUUUACAGGAAAAGUAGAGUCUGGAAAAGAGAUUUAUAAGUCUCUUGCUGAAAAAAAUAUGAUUGACAUUGGAUUAUUCUUAUCAGGAGAUAAUAUGAUAUAUAUUUCCGCUGAAGCAGAUUUAGAUAAAUGUGCAGCAGAAAUAGGGAAAAAGGCAAUGGAAAAUGCUGGACAAUCUUGCUUCAAUUUUAAAAAAUUAUUAAUUCAUAGGUCAGUGCAUGAUGAUUUUAUAGAGAGAGCACAAGCUCAAAUAAUGAGUCUAACAAUGGGGGAUCCAAUGGACGAAAUGACAACCUUAGGCCCUAUGGCUGACCCAGAUAAUAUGGAAUUUUUGCAGAAUAUGAUCCAGCAAGCUGUGGCAAACAGCUCAGAGGUAAUAUGUGGAGGCAGCCCUACAAAUGAUGAAACUGGAAAUGGUAGAUUUUAUGAGCCUACAAUUAUUACAGAUCUUGAUGAUCAUGAUAGCCUGUUUAUUGGGGAGUUCAUCGGGCCUGUUUUAGCUAUUUCGCCAGUUGAGUCAGAUGAAGAGGCAUUUGGUCAAGCAUAGGUAGCAACCCUACAUCCCCACCCCCCCAAUAAGGGAACCCCCACCCCCGCCCCCACCCCCACCCCACCCCCACCCCCCCCCACCCCCACCCCCACCCCCACCCCCACCCCCACCCCCACCCCCACCCCCACCCCCACCCCCACCCCCACCCCCACACCCCCACCCCACCCCACCCCCCCCCCCCCCCCCACCCCCCUCAAAAAGAAUAUAUUUUAAAUAUAAUCCCAAUUAAAGCGCUAUAUUGAUAAAUGAAGUCUAUAAAUUGCUUUAAUAAUUGCGAUUAAUUAAUAAACUCAAAUUAAUUAAAAAUUAAUUAGGAAAUAUAUUAAAUUUGUUUUUUAUAUUUAUAAAUACAAUGCCAAAGAUAUUGAUAAUGUCAGUAAUUAUUAAAUGAAUCAAGCACAAUACAAUAACUACAGAGUGCAGCGAAGAUGAAUACAGUGUAGGUAACUUCAAGAUGGAUGUAAUAUGAGCUAAUGCAGGAUAUGCAGAAGAUGGAUAAUUAGCUUAAAUAGUAGGUUUAAAAGUAAUUAAUUCAUAAAAUAAAAUUUUUGCGAAUUCAAGUAUUAAUUAUAUUCAUAUUUUCUUACAUACCAUGCCUAUAUCACAUCUUGAGUUGCCAUUAUUCUUUUUGAUUGUUUUUUAUAGCAUUCCAAAACUUCUUCUCUUCUUCCUAACUAUCUAACUCCCCCCAUUUAAAUUGGAACAAAAAAUUUUGUUCCAAUUUAAAGGGGGGUUAAUUUUUUUUUUUAAAAAAAAUAUCAAUAAAAAAAAAUUAUAUAAAAAUUCAAAAACUUAUCGAAUUAGAUUAAUAAAUUUGUUUAAUAAAUGCUAUUUACUCUUUAUCUUUUAAAACAAAGCAAGAUAUAACUAAAUUUUCAUUAUUAGUUAAUACGCCACUAUUAAUUGGUAUCAAAAUUAUUUACACAAAAAUUAUUAUUUUUAUUGAUAAAAAACAAUUUAAAAACAAAAAAAUUUUAGAAAAUUUAUCGAUCAAAGUGCUAAUUUUGUUUAAAUAAUAUGCUAUUUAUACUCUAUUCUUUAAAAUAAAGCAAGAAAUUAGUAAAAUUUUAAAUUUAUAAUGAAUUCCUAUUGAAUUUAUAUCAAAAACUAUUUAAAUAAAAAAAUAUCAUUUUUAUCAAAAAAGAAUAAAAAUUGUUUUGAAAAAUUUUUAAAAAAACAAUUAAUUUUUUUUUAAAUUUAGCAAUUAAGGAUAAUAAAUUUAUUUAAAUAAGAUGAUCUUUAUACUCUCUUCUUUAAACAAGAACAAGAUAUAACGAAAUUUUUGAUUUUAGUUAAGAAGAAACAUUUAACUUAUAUCAAAACCUUUUACAUAAAAAUUAUUAUAAUUUUUUAUUAUAAAAUUAAAUUUUGUUCCAAUUUAAAGGGGGUUAAUUUACCAAAAAAGUGGAAAUUUUACCUAUAUUUUGUUCCAAUUUAAAGAGGGGGGGAGUAAGAGCAUUUCCUUUAUUAUUAUAAUAAUAAAUAAUAAUAAUAAUCUCCACAGUUUGGAUUUUUUAAUUGCAUCGUUACAAUGUUUUAGUGUUUUUUCAUAACUCUUUUCUUUAUAGAAGAUAACUCCUAUGCUAUUGUAUGCAUCAGCAUAAUUUGGAUCAACUCUGAUAGCUUAUUUAUAGCAUUCCAUAUCUUAUUCUCUACUGCCUAACUUAUAUAGAGCAUCUCUUUCAUUUGAAAAGCAAUGUGCUAAUAAAAAUAGUAUUUGCUAUUGUCAGUUUUACUUUUAGAUCUCUAAAUGUCUCUUUAGCCAUUGUUCCACAAAGUUCAUAAAUAUAUACAGGAUAUACUGCUAAUUAAUACCAAAGAUCAUUAUGCUUGUCAGCAAAUUUCUCUAGAUGUGGGGUUCUUAGUAGUUAUAGGAAAAUUUUCACUACUCCUUAAUCGAUUGCGCUACGCUAUAUGAUAUUGUAUAAAUCAGUAAUUUUUAAUAUCUAAAAUAAUAAUUUAUUUAUUACGCCUGCUCUAAAUUAGCAUUUGUGAUAUAUCUAUACUAUAUUAAGGGGGGGUGGGGGUGUAGGGUUGCUACCUGUGCUUGACCAGGCAUUAAGCAGAUUUAAUAAUGAUCCAUAUUUAUUCGCAUCAGGGAUUUAUUCAAAGGAUAAAAGUAAAGCUAUAGAAUUCAUUAAUAAAAUCAAAGGCCCAAGAGUCCUUAUCAAUGAAUGUAGUAUUAGGCACCCAAGACUGCCUUGGAAUGGAAGCUUAAAAGCAGGUAAAGGAGUUAUGUACUCAUCUCAUGGCUAUAAGCCAUUUUAUCAAUUGAAAUCAUAUUCAUAUACUUUUGGGUAA